AUGUCACAUCAUUAUUCACCUAACUCAAGUAUAAUCUCCGGUCCCGGCGGGGAAACUCGAUCUGCGAGUGACGUAUGCGAUGGUACUGGACCUUUCAGCUACACGAAUGGCGAUUCCCGCCGAGACCAUGUUCGCUUCGCCGCUGAAUUAGGCAGCGCCGUUGAAGAAGCUGUUGCAUCGAUUAUCUCCAGACACGGAGGUGCUGGUGUUAACAAGAACCUUGCCUGGGAAGCCAUUCAGAGUCUCGCAAGGUCCAAGCUUGAUGGACUCACAGGCAACUUGAUAGCACAAGGGACCCAAGGCUUUUACACUUCUAAUGACUUUGUAUCUGCCGUUGGAGCUUCGCUUUUCUCUCCUGAAAAUGCCGGCUCUACGAACCACGGUGUUCCAUUGAUGACAGACUUGGAUGCGUUCUUCCUCGAUGAACAGCCUUUUGGGCUCGAAGAUUUUCAGACUCUGGAAGUUCCAGACUUCGGGCAUGCCAUUUAUGACGAUGGACCCUUUUCACAGAUGCCCAUUUCGACUCCCUCAUCCGGAACUGUUACUCUCCCGGCUAAUAGUCCAUCCUUACAAGAGCCGUGGCCUGAUGGAAUUUCCGUUGAAUCUUCAGCGACGGGAAGUUCACACACUAUCACUGCUAGUCCUGCUUCUAGACACCAUGGUGUAGCGCCCAAGCACGCGGGACAAAGACUCACGAUACCUCCAGCACGGCACCACGAUUCUUGGCCCCAGCGAAGCUUCAGACCUUCGUCAAAGCGUUCCAUGGGCCAAGCUGAUCGCUUGACACAAGAACUUCAAGAAUCGCCGAGUAUAGAGGGGAUCGGCUUAGUACGGCUUGCGCUGCGGUUCUGGGCCAUGCAGGCUGUGUUUUUCAAGUAUCCCUGGACGAUUACGAAAGGUGCUUCGGACAUAGGCAUGUGGCCGCUUGAUAUACCUGGAUGUUGGUUCGGAAAGACACUACUCCCACGACUUGUCAACCAACAACUUGACAAGGCCUUCGAGAUCCGCAUGGAUGAACUUGAGCGAGAGAUUCUUGAACAACUCCAAGACAUGAUCCUCCGCCGUGACCGAAGCACUCUCGAGAAAGACUCAUGGAACAUGCACGCCUGGGAGUAUGAGAAGAACCGCGAAGGGGGAACCCGUUGGCCUUUGAGAAGGGACCCUUGUGACUACUACGGCCAGAACAGACAUAUCGCAGAUAUACUGACGACAUAUUUCCGCAUUGUGACGAAUGGGCAUGCGCCAUUUGCCAUAGACUGGACAAAGGCUUCAAAUCAAGGGCUCCUGGGUGAGAGUCCCCAUACUCGGUCACUGAUUGAGGGCAUACAGAAGGAUCUGCAGAGUCCCCAGUCCAGUGAGUAA
Molecule: messenger RNA, 1362 nt
Organism: Fusarium musae
Lineage: Eukaryota; Fungi; Ascomycota; Sordariomycetes; Hypocreales; Nectriaceae
Exons: 5
Coding region: 1-1362 (453 amino acids)
Source: RefSeq, a predicted model, not a curated record